CUCCACUUCCUGAUCGUGUCUUUCUAAAAUUCUAUCAGACUCGGGGAGUCGGUCUACACUCCUAAACCUAAAGGGACAAAUAUACACACUAUGCCCUCCCCCACUCCCAUCGCCGGAGCCUCCAGGAUGCUGCGCCACCGUCUUCUUGGCUCCCUGCGCACCAGGGGUGGCCCCGCCACGUCGGGGCAGGGCAGGUGGACCAGCCCGGGCCACGAGGACCGGCCCAAGGGGUACCUCUUCAACCGACCCCCUCCUCCCCCUGGGCAGUCCCGCAACUGGGAGGACUGGGAGCUCCCCUGCUACAUCACCAGCUUCCUCACCAUCGUGAUCCUCGGCGUCGGCCUCAACGCCAAGCCUGAUCUCACCAUCGAGACCUGGGCCCACCAGAAGGCCCUCGAGCGCCUCCAGAUGGAAGCCUCUGCUUCCAGUUCUGCAGAUUCCGAAUGAGUAUCGGAUCAUUUGGUGGUAUGGUCAAUUCGGAACCACCCUUUAUUUUUUCCUUUUUCUGAGUUUCAUGAAAUGAUGAUGACGACGAAGACGACGACGACGAUCUGAUUUUUUGUUUAAAUAUUGGGGUCGGGGAUGAUCCGUAGCUCUUUCUGUGGUUGUUCAUAUGAUGGUAUGUAGUUGAAUAAAUGUUUUUUUCGAAUUUUACCGUUUAAUUGGGCUAUUUCUGUAGCUCGGUUUACGAGUCUUUACUGCUUAUUUUGGAUAUUCUGACCAAAGUCACGUUACAGUUAAGUUAUAAGUCUCAAUUUUCUAUUUUGGAC
Juglans regia (Persian walnut) is the source of this 770-nucleotide messenger RNA. RefSeq lists its product as uncharacterized. The record is from RefSeq and is a predicted model, not a curated record. The transcript has a single exon. The coding region runs from base 91 to 447 and encodes 118 amino acids. NCBI's taxonomy places the organism in Eukaryota, Viridiplantae, Streptophyta, Magnoliopsida, Fagales, Juglandaceae.